Messenger RNA from Blepharisma stoltei, 528 nucleotides. The record is from the annotation of a GenBank genome assembly. NCBI's taxonomy places the organism in Eukaryota, Ciliophora, Heterotrichea, Heterotrichida, Blepharismidae.
AUGCAAGAUUACGGCAACCUAGUGAAUUCCUUUAAUGACUAUCUGCUUUACGAUGAAAGGAAAGGAAGGAUUCUGCACACUCGCUAUCUCAACAAGGCUCAAUUUAUGGAAAUGUGGAGAUUCCACUUCAAUAGGCUUAGACCUGAUCUGAGCAAUUCCCAGCAUCAACAAAUGCUCACUUCGUUGAAGGCUAGCAGAUAUAUUCAAGGGUAUUUGAGGAGUGCUAAUAUUCGCGAGUUAGGAAGAUGCUACAAUAUGAGCAUUGCAAACUUCCCUGAUGAAAGAGCUCAAGAAAUCUACUUAAACCAACUUAACUAUGUGUCCCCUGCUGCUGGGCAGCCUGUAGGAUUCAAGAUGACAAGCUGGGAAGAUGCGACCAGAAAUGCGAUUUAUGUGAAAAGAGUGCUUGGGAAGAUUGCUAGCUUUGGACUACAUUACCCGUAUUUCGCCUUGGAAUAUACGCAGGAGCAAAAGGCUCAGCUUGAAGAGCAGACCUAUCAGUACUUCAAAACUCUUCUAACUAGUUAA